AAACACUAAAUAGUCAAAGAUAGUCACUCUAAACCAACGCGCCUCCUGGAAACAGUAGAAUAGAACAAAAGCGACGCGCCUCCAAUUCUACUCCACUGCUUUCUUCCUCAGAAUUUAAGCAGCUCACCUUUUUCUGUCCCACAAAGUAAAAGCAAUUGGAAACUUCAAAAGCAAUAAUUUAUCUUUGCGUACACUUCUUUCUCUCUGGCAAGUGAAAAGCAAUUACUCUUUUAUUGCUAUAAGCGCUGAAAUCUGAGAUUAUUCCUUCGCUUUCAGUUCGUGGACUGCAAAAACAACUUUUAUUUGGCUACUGGAUGUUUUCCAGUGAUUUUGCUGGCUUAUUUGGAAGACGGAGAUGAAGCUAUCUGCUCUUUUGACUUCUGCUGGAAUCAAUAUUGCAGUCUGUGUGGUGCUGUUCUUUUUGUAUUCCUUAUUGAGGAAACAACCAACUUUUGUAAAUGUCUACUUCAGCCAGAGGUUUGCUCCUCAUGUACGAACAAGACACCUUGGUACCUUUUGCUUUAACCGAUUUGUUCCUUCUCCUAGUUGGAUCUUGAAGGCGUGGGAAGCAUCUGAUGAAGAGAUAGUUGCUGCCGGGGGCUUGGAUGCGCUAGUGUUGGUGCGGAUGAUUGUUUUCAGUUUCCGAAUAUUCUCCAUUGCAGCUAUUCUGGGCCUUUUCCUGGUGCUGCCUCUUAACUAUUUUGGUCAAGAUAUUCGACGUCAGCAAAUUCCAGCUGAGUCAUUGGAGGUAUUCACUAUUGUGAAUGUUGAGGCAGGGUCAAGAUGGUUCUGGGUGCACUGCCUUGCACUGUAUAUUAUAUCCUGCUCUGCAUGUCUUCUUCUUUACUUUGAGUACAAAAGUAUCUCAAGGAAGCGGCUGGCGUACUUCACCUCAUCAGUUCGCCAUCCAAGUUACUUCACAGUUCUGGUCCGUGCUAUCCCAAAGUCUCAGAAAGAAUCAUACAGUCAUACAGUGGAAAAAUUCUUCACAAAUUACUACACAUCAAGUUAUUUAUCUCAUCAAAUUGUUUAUCGUUCUGGCCCUGUUCAGAAACUGCUGACUGAUGCAGAGGAGGUGUUCAAGAUGCUUAAAACAGCCCCAGAAGAGCUUUGUCCUGGAUCAAAUUUUAUGAAAUGUGGCCUUUGUGGAGGAACAAAUCACUCUUUCAAGAUGCUUCCUGCUGAGCGUGUUAGUGAUAAAGGAAGAGAUGAUUCUGAUGGUUCAGAUUUGAGAAAAAAGGAGUCUGCAGCUGCUUUAGUUUUUUUCAGGAAUCGGUAUGCUGCUUUAGUUGCUUCUCAAGGUCUUCAAUCUCAGAAUCCCAUGUCAUGGGUUACGGAUCUUGCUCCAGAACCAGAGGAUAUGUACUGGUCAAACAUCUGUGUUCCUUACAGACUCCUUUGGAUUCGUAGAGUUGCUCUCCUAGUGGCCUCUAUACUUUUUGUGGCAUUUUUCCUUGUGCCCGUUUCAUUAACACAAAGUCUUGUUCAUCUCGACAAGCUGCAAAAGACAUUUCCAUUUCUUAUAGGAAUUUUAAAGAGGACAGGAGUGACUCAGCUAGUCACUGGAUAUCUACCAAGUGUUGUAUUAAUUUUAUUUUCCUACAUUGUUCCUCCAUUGAUGUUGCUAUUUUCUAAAAUGGAGGGUUCUAUCUCUCGUAGUGGCAGGAAGAGGAGUGCAUGCAUAAAAGUUAUUUACUUCUUCUUCUGGAAUGUUUUCUUUGGUAACAUCGUCUCCGGUUCUGUUAUUGAGAGAUUAAACAAAAUCUUUAAGGAUGUAAACAAUCUACUUUCAACGGCUGUGCCAUCAACGGCCACCUUUUUUAUGACUUAUGUUUUGACAUCAGGCUGGGCAAGUCUCUCUGUUGAACUCAUACAACCAUUUGGUAUCAUCUGCAGAUUGUUCUCCAGGUUUAUUCUCAGAAACAGGGAACCAUCAUCUCAUGGAACACUGACUUUUCCAUACCAUACAGAAGUUCCGAGGAUCCUCCUAUUUGGGCUUUUUGGCUUUGCAUAUGCCAUAUUGGCACCUUUAAUACUCCCAUUCUUGGUGGUUUAUUUUUCCAUUGCUUACUUUGUAUACCGUAAUCAGAUCCUCAAUGUGUAUGUGACAAAAUAUCAAACUGGUGGAACCUAUUGGCCUAUUGUGCACAACACCACAAUUUUCUCAAUGGUGCUGAUGCAAAUUAUAGCUUCGGCAGUCUUUGGAUUUAAAAAAUCUUCAACAGCAUCAGGCUUCACUAUUCCAUUGAUAAUCUGUACACUCCUCUUCAAUGAGUACUGCAGGCAAAGGUUCGAACCAUUAUUCAAGUACACUCCUGCUCAGAUCCUCAUUGAGAUGGAUAGGCAGGACGAAGAAUGUGGGAGGAUGAAAGAGAUACGUCAACAACUCGCAUCAGCUUAUUGUCAGUUCAAAUCAACUUCACCUACACUGGAUAAAGCUGUUCCUGAAAGUGACGAAGAGAACAUGAGUAUCCAUAAGGUUCAAGGCAUAGAAGAUACUAAUCCAGGGAAAAGUCCUCAUCUUCCUCCAUCAUGUACAUCUUUUGAUAGUAAAAGUCCUCAUCUUCCUUUGACAUCUUUGGACAUUAGAAGUCCUCAUCUUCCUUCAUCACGUGCGUCUUUUGAAAUUAAAAGUCCUCAUCUUCCUUCAUCACGUACGUCUUUGGAAAUUAAAAGUCAUCCUCGUCUUCCUUCAUCACAUACAUCUUUGGAAAAUAAAAUUCCUCAUCUUCCUUCAUCACAUACGUCUUCGGAAAUUAAAAGCCCUCGUCUUCUUUCACCACACGCGUCUUUGGAAAAUAAAAGUCCUCAUAUUCCUUCACCACGUGCAUCUUUGGAAAAUAGAAGUCCUCAUCUUCCUUCAUCACGUACGUCUUUUGAAAAUAUAAGUCCUCCCCAUCUUCCUUCACCACGUACUUCUUUGGAAAUUAGAAGUCCUCGUCUUCUUUCACCACGUGCGUCUUUGGAAGUUAGAAGUCCCCGGCUUCCUUCACCACAUGCGUCUUUGGAAAUUGAAAGUCCUCGUCUUUCUUCAUCUUUGGAAGCUGAAGAAUCAUGUGCCAAGUAGAUGAAUAUUUUCUGUGCAUUUUAUAUGCGGAAUCAGUGCUGAUUGUGCAUUCUUAUGACUGUCUAUUAUAUGACAUGGUUGAUUUGUGAAAUGCCUUGAGAAGAGACUUUGUGAAAGCGUAUAGAAAAUAUUUUUCUUUGAAAUAUGCCAUCUGAAGAGAUUACUUGGAAGUGUACAUAAAUUCUUCGGGGGCUUACUGAAGCUGCAACACCUUAGAGUUACCUAAAGAUCGUUUUUUAUUCCUCCCUAUAUGUUUUUGAUAUUUUGUAUAGAUGGUUCCAUGAUUAUGGAGACCCGUGUAAGUACAUAGAUGUAUUGGUGAACCGCUGCUUGAUGUGAGUAUGAUUUUGUUUCUUUAAAUUUUAUGAAGUUGUAAUAUGCAAUAAGAAGAAUAAAAUAUUAUAACACAAGGGAAAACAACUACUGUUGCGUUGUAGUUAUUUUUGGUCUA
Molecule: messenger RNA, 3518 nt
Organism: Nicotiana attenuata
Lineage: Eukaryota; Viridiplantae; Streptophyta; Magnoliopsida; Solanales; Solanaceae
Product: CSC1-like protein RXW8
Exons: 12
Coding region: 356-3067 (903 amino acids)
Cellular component (GO): plasma membrane
Molecular function (GO): calcium-activated cation channel activity
Source: RefSeq, a predicted model, not a curated record